AUGGGGCCCCUCAUCGACGAGGACCUAGCGCACCUGGGGAUACCCGCGGCCUACACGUGGCACAUCCCCAUCACCGAGUGGAACGCGCUCAUGAAAGCACUGCACGGAAACGGAAUGAGCAAGGGCAAACAGAAGAGGGCAACCGGGAAGAAGGCGCACGAACAAGCCCAUUUCGCCACCCUCAACGUCUGCGGCGGGGGCCUCGAGAGCAUAGAGGGGGCGAUGGAGGAGAUACGGGAACUAAGGGAGAAGGGGAGCGCACCAAUCCGCAACACGGGACGGGAGGCAACAAAGAAGCUAGCGGAAAUUAUCAGGUACAUAAAAGAAGGAGGGGUGUGGCUUGCCACGUUGGCGGAUACGCACCUAGGCGAGAAGGAAAUGCACGAAGUGAUAGAGUACCUGGAGACGAUGGGGAUAGAGGCGUGCGGAACCCCAGCCUACAAUGACCCGGCCUCGCGCGCGCUCAAAGCGGGGGUGUUGAUUGUGUGGGACUCAGACCACCUGCAAGCAAAGAGAGACGGGAAGGGUGAGGUGGCCAUGGAAGAGGUGGUGAGAGGGCGCGUGGUGAAAGUGGAGAUGGAGGACGCGGCAAGCGGACUGGAGUGGACACAGAUAGGAGUCUACAUGCCAGUGAGGGGACGGGCUAAGAUAACGGUGGCGGCGAGAGGAGGAACGGACGACACAGAAACAAAGGACCCAGCGCAAGACGCGUGGGAGAGCCUAAGGGACGAGCUAGACAAAAUCGACGGGGAGUACAUGAUCGGUGGAGACUUCAACGCCGAGACGGAGGCCUUCCUACGAAGCAGAGGUAAAAAGGAACUGACUCUCUCAGACAAGAUGUUCAACAGCAUGCUGACCGAGGUGGGGAGAGACCUGAGAGCGAUGGCGAACGACGCAACGUACCGGGCGGGCACGCAAAUUGACAACUGGAUAGUCACCCCGGCGCUAGCGAAUGUGAUGGGGCGCGUACACAUCAUGCCAGGGGUAUGCGGGAAAGACCAUGAGAUAGUGGCGGUUGAAUACUACGGGGCGGACGACCCAGAGGGAGAGCGGGAAUACCGACCGAAAGGAGUCAGCCGGAAGCUGGACCGAGACGCCGAGGAGGCGUUCACGAAGACCGUGCAGGAAGCUUACGACGGCGCGCUGCAACCGCGCCGAGGCGAGACACCGGCAGAGAGGCUGAAGGCGAUGACACAGGCGCUCACGGACCACGCCAAGGCCGUGAUAAAAGAGGCGCAGGACAAAUACGAGACGGGCUAUGGACUGAGCGACCGAUUUCCCAUCGAGCAAGGCCUCGGCCAAGGGUGCCUCCUUUCGCCCGCACGUAGCAAGCUCAUGCUGGCCGUGAUGCAGCGAACAGUCAGUAAGCUGUGUAGAGGAUUUGAUUUCACAGCGGCGGGUGAGAGCGUGCCGCAGCUAGUGUACGCCGACGACGGCCUGUUCCUCAGCAACGACAUAGCCACGAUGCAGCUCGCGCUAGAGUGCGCCUGGUUAGUGACAAAGAUCUGUGGCAACAGCCUCCAGGUCAAAAAGAAGAAGAAAUCGGCGUGGUCAGCGACAUACUGGGAGAACAACGAAGAGCGGGAUGUCGAGGGCUACGAAAUGAGGAUGCCGGAUAGCAUGCCGAUACCACAGCUGAAGGGAGACGAGAGAUACAAAUACCUCGGAACGGAGCUAAGGACCGGGUGGGCAAACGGCGAGGGCCAGACGGAAAUGAGGGAGCGGUGCGUAGCGGACUGCAAGAGAGUAAUCUGGAUCAUAGGCAACCUACCGCACUUGACAGGAGAGCAGAUCCGACGCAACAUGGCGCUAGCACUGAGCGGCAUUAUCGGCUACUACGGCCGGUCCACGGUCAUCACAUGGGAAGACUGCCAGAGCAUCGAACAAGUGAGGGCGAGCGCCCUAAACGCAAAAGGGUACUCGGUAGGAAUCCCGCGACUACAAAUUUACGAUGUGAAGGAGAGAGGAGGGAUGGGAAUGGAACACGCGUACACGUACGCAGCGGCGGCGCUGAUCGAUCAAGUGGACCGGGCCCUCAGCGCGGUGGAAGGGGAACCAGCGAGGGUGGCCGUGGAGAGCAGCCUAGCGCACACGUUGAGGAGGCUGGGAUGCCGAAGUGACAACCCGCUGGAGUGGAAGCCGAGCUGGGACUGGGAAAGGGAGCUCUCGGACGAACUAAUGAUCGAAGCAUAUCUAAAGGCAAAAUGGAGGUGUGGGGUGGAGACGGUCACGACAGCGGGGUGGGAAGAGAGCAAGAAGGGGCCGCUCAGACCCGAGGCGUGGAGAACGACCGAGAGCCGAAAGAGAGUACUGGGCCCGCUCCUCUUUGAGACAAGGAGUCAUGGCUGGAAUAACCAAGGCCUCGCGUGUGACUUUGCACGUAACCUAGCCAAGCACGGGAUAGCGACAUGGUCGGACGUGUCAGAAUGGGGCACCGGGGAAGUGUUGACGUGGCCGCAAAUGAAGCGAGUCUAUGGCCUCAAAGACAACACGACGGAACAUAGCGAAUACAAGAGGCUGGCGGAGCAGCUGGAGCGACCAGAGUGGGCGCAGCUGCGACAAUACUGGAAAUCGAAGCUAGAGGCGGUGGUCUUCAUGUGGGUGCCAGCACACGUGGGAAUAGCCUGCAACGCAUACGCCGACGCGGUGGCGACAGCGCACCUCGGGGAUAACGACUCAGAGGACGCCUCGAAAGUGGUGCGGGACGCGGUGCGGACGCGGCCAUGCAUGUACACGAAGGGCCACGCGCAGCGCUUCUGCGCCGCAAGCCUGCGGAAGCACCUGAAGGCGGGCAACAUCGAGGUCUUCGUGAGCGAGGAGUGCAUGCAUGCCGCGUCGACCGCCAAGCGGUCGGAGGUGCUCUCCCACACGGAGCUGAUGCAGGAGUACCCGUACCCGCGCACCCUCAUGUCGGGCAUCUCCAUGGGCGGGCCGUCGCAAGGCCAGGCCUGCGGCCACGCGCUCGGCGUGCUGACGCUGCACGGCGUGGGCGAGCACUUCGUCGCCCCGCAGGUCGACAAGCGCGUGCGAGAGUUCCUAGCCAGCCCGGCGUACCGCGCGCGGAAGGACGAGCUGGGCAGCACCUGGCAGGAGCACGCGCAGAGCAAGGCGUCGUCGUCGUCCGCGCCGCUCGUGCCGUGGUCGCGCGCCUUCAAGUGCGAGCUCGAGAACCCUCAGCGGAAGGGGCACUGGCACAACAAGUACUGGACCGCCUCCUUCGAGCCGGAGAACGCCGUGCUCGUCUUCACGUGGGGCCCGAUGGGCGAGUCGCACACGAACGUCCUCCGCCUCCAGUUCGGAGAGCAGCACGCCGCGCUCGCGAGCGAGCUCGGCACCCGGCGGUGCACGAGCAAGCUGGCUGGCAGCCGGAGCCGCAAGACAGGCAAGCUCACCAAGGCGCCGUACACCGAGCUCGCGCCCGACGAGGUGCUCGGCGGCGUCGGCGGCGUCGGCGGCGUCGGCGGCGUCGGCGGCGGCGGCGGCGGCAGCAAGCGCUCCUCGCGCAAGCGCUCCGCGCCGUCGCCAGCCGGCGCCGACGAGCCCGUCGCCAUGGACGCCUCGGAGCCCGCGGCGCGGUCGAAGCGCAAGGCGGCCGUCGCGUCGUCGGAGCGGCUCAAGCGGAUUAUCUACGCUGAGCGGUGCGACGAGCAGUCGCUCUACCCGGUCGCGGUCCUCAUCGACGAGCUGAAGCACGAGGACAUUCAGCUGCGCCUCAACUCGAUCCGAAGACUCUCGACGAUCGCCGUCGCACUCGGGCCGGAGCGCACGCGAAACGAGCUGAUUCCCUUCCUCAACGGUGGGCCCGCUAGCGCGUGGACGCGCGCGCACCAUCGCCGCACGCCGCGCACGCCGCGACGCGCCGAUAUUCUGCGCGAGCAUGGGUUCUUGAGCGGCGCCUCGGCCGCCCGCGCAGAGUCAAUCGACGAUGAGGACGAGGUCCGGAUGGCGUGGGGCAAUGCGCAGGAGGCGACGUCCGUUCUCGCCGCGGCAAACUACCUCUGGGCGCGCAACGCCACCGUGGAGGAGGCGGGGCUGCAGCCGCUCGAGGCGCUGCCCGAGAGCGUGCUGGCGGCCCUGCCGCCCGGCCUCCCUCCCAUCGGAGCGAGCCCGGACGCAAUCGUGCGCUGGCCCGACGGCUCCGUCGAGCCCUUCGAGGCCAAGAACCACGCGCCGUUUGCGACGUGCCGCGCGCCGCAGCCCUGCUUCGAGGUGCGGGACCCGGGCCCGUUCGACGGCGUGGCGGUGUGGCACGUGCCUCAGCUCUACCUGCACAUGCUCUGCUUGGGCGAAGCGUGCAGCUCCGCCCUCUUCCUCUCCUGCUCCGCCACGAAAGGCGCCAACCUCUUCCGCCUGCGGCGGGACACGCAGCUGCAGGGGCUCGUCCUCAAGUUCGUGGCGCGCUUCGCCGACCGCCACGGCGCCGGCCAGCCGCCGCCGCCGCCCGACCACUUUUGGGGCUGCCGCGAGUACGCGUCGCUGCUCGAGGGCCUCUCGCGCGCGAGCCGCGAGGCGGUCGAGCUCGUCGCGCACAUCCCGCACGCAGAGAUCCAGAGAGGGCCGGAGGCGCCGCUCUUCUUGUGA
This is a messenger RNA of Emiliania huxleyi CCMP1516, 4581 nucleotides long. RefSeq lists its product as hypothetical. The record is from RefSeq and is a predicted model, not a curated record. The coding region runs from base 1 to 4581 and encodes 1526 amino acids. Gene Ontology annotation, molecular function: protein phosphatase regulator activity. Gene Ontology annotation, cellular component: cytoplasm; protein phosphatase type 2A complex. Gene Ontology annotation, biological process: protein dephosphorylation. The transcript is spliced from 6 exons. Lineage: Eukaryota; Haptophyta; Isochrysidales; Noelaerhabdaceae.